Molecule: messenger RNA, 993 nt
Organism: Letharia lupina
Lineage: Eukaryota; Fungi; Ascomycota; Lecanoromycetes; Lecanorales; Parmeliaceae
Exons: 4
Coding region: 1-993 (330 amino acids)
Cellular component (GO): nucleus; CHRAC
Molecular function (GO): protein heterodimerization activity
Source: RefSeq, a predicted model, not a curated record
AUGGCUAACAGGAUACUGGGGUUCAAGUCUACAAGGGCUACUAGUCCGCAAGCAGUACCUCCGGAUAGCCCACUUCAUGCACGAUAUCUACCUCGAAUUUUCGAGGAAGAAUCGCUUGUGCCAAUCAGAAUCAGCCGUCUAUCGAAAAAGUCAUAUGAGGUUGACACAGGAACUCCGCCGUCCAAAAACUUCAAAGCUCCCUCGUUCGAAACUUCUCAAAUAUUCUCACACCGUUGGAUCCUCUUACCACCAGAAGAACUUGCGAACGCCCAUACGCACCCGUACUCUCUCGACACCCAAACACCAUCGUCACAAACUCCCUAUCAUCCUUUUCAGACAUUGACUCUAUCGGACGCUACAUAUAAACACAACAGAGCUCAAAUUGCUACGAUGCCUUAUAACAAUACCGCUAUCCCUCCUCCAGAAGAGAUUACUGGAGUAGCGUCUCUCCCAUUGGCUCGUGUCAAGAAGAUUCUUCACAUAGAUGAAGAGAUCAUUGCGUGUUCAAACAAUGGAGCUUUUGCGAUCACUAUAGCCACGGAAAUGUUCAUACGCUAUCUUGCGGAGCAAGCAUUGAACGUGGUCAAGUCUGAGAAGAAGCCUAGACGCAAUAUACAAUACAAGGAUAUGGCAAACGCUGUUGCUCGAAUGGACUGCCUUCAAUUUCUUGAAGACGUAAUACCCCGGACCUCGACUUUCAGAGAGUACAAGGCAAAGAAAGCUAGCAAGGCAACUAAAGGAAACCAGCCUUUACAAAAUGGACAGACUACAUUGGAUGCAGGACGAUCACUGCCGCAACGGCCAAUUGGAACGAAUGAGCAGAAUGGAGCCCCAGUGGACGACGGUAAAAUGUCGGAUGGUACCAUUAGUGAGGCAGACCCUGAGGAAACCCGUGCCCCAGCGCCAAACACAAAUGGUGGACUCGUCUUUGAGCACUACGAGCCCAAUGGUUCUCAUCGGCGGGACGAGUCUGGAGAUGUUGAGAUGGGUUGA